AAAAAAAAAACAGUUUUAUUAUUAAUAAAUAUAAUAUUCUGUUUCUCUGCAGCCUAUUUAAUUAAACCUAGCUACCAGUGAUGCCAUUCCUUCUUCCUCUUAUGUCAUCACAACCUUAAUAAACCAUAACCAAGAAAAGAAACUACUACCUCUCUCUCUCUUCUCUCUCACACACACAAACACACACUAUACACAAACACACACAUGGCAGGAGAAUCAUCAAAUCUGAGAAUCACAGUACAAAGCAACCCUUCAGAGUCUCAACUUUCUGAACUCGGCAUCAAAUCUUGGCCCAAAUGGGGUUGCCCACCUGGGAAAUACGAGCUGAAAUUCGACGCUCAAGAGACGUGCUACUUGGUGCGUGGGAGAGUGAAGGUUUACCCUAAAAACGCCGACCAACAGUCGCCGGCGGCGGAAGUUGUGGAGUUCGGCGCCGGAGAUCUGGUCGUCCUCCCAAAGGGACUCAGCUGCACUUGGGAUGUAUCUAUUGCCGUCGAUAAACACUACAAGUUUCAUGCUUCUUCUCCUUCUUCUUCGUCUUCCUCAUAAUUAAUCAUUAGUAGAUUCAAGAAUGUAACAGUACUUCAAUUAAUUAAUUAUUCUUUUCAUAUAUCGCCUGAUAAAAUUCAUUAGGACCCAAAAAAAAAAAAGACAGCUUCUACCCUUUUAUGUAUUAUAAUUAAUUCUUCUUUUUUUUU
Molecule: messenger RNA, 698 nt
Organism: Erythranthe guttata (spotted monkey flower)
Lineage: Eukaryota; Viridiplantae; Streptophyta; Magnoliopsida; Lamiales; Phrymaceae
Product: RmlC-like cupins superfamily protein
Source: RefSeq, a predicted model, not a curated record